AUGAAACUGGAAGUGCGCGUCGUCCAACUGAAGACGUCACUUUGCCAUUUACCUCGCUUUGACCUGAUGGCCAACAUUCUUGCUUUCCUCACCGCGUUUGCCGCCAUGGCCAGUGGGACCGCGAACCAAACCGACGACCACCAGCCCCAAGCGGCCACAAUUUUUUGCUGGAAGGCAACGCAAACACGCGGUGUUGGCCGUGUGCCGGAAUCGUGCGCCGCCGGAGAAGAACGCCUAGGUCUUCUGUGCUACGACAAGUGUCCAGUGGGCACGGCCCGCGUAGGCCUCGACUGCCACUCGAUCUGCCCCGCUGGGUUCGCGGACCAUGGACUGUUUUGUCGCUAUAGUGAAUACGGCCGGGGGGUUGGUUGGCCAAUCAUGUGGAAGCAGAAAACACGAUCAAAGUGA
Aphanomyces astaci is the source of this 408-nucleotide messenger RNA. RefSeq lists its product as hypothetical. NCBI's taxonomy places the organism in Eukaryota, Oomycota, Saprolegniomycetes, Saprolegniales, Verrucalvaceae. The record is from RefSeq and is a predicted model, not a curated record. Bases 1 to 408 code for a protein of 135 amino acids. The transcript has a single exon.